GGCGUGCUUCUUAGUACAGACCGCAGCUCCGAAGCCAACUGACAGUUGAAUCGUAUAUUAUUUCACGCCAAAGAGUCGUGGCGGAUAGUCGCCAAUGUGUCGUCAGUUAUAUUUGCAUUCAAUUCUUUCAUCAACACUCGCUCAUACGGGUUAUGGUUGAACGGUAACGAUUUUUCAUUUCAAAAUUCGAACUUGCCAACGGAUCCAAACUUUCGCGCGCAAACGCCGCGUGCUUGUGUUUUGUUUGUUGUCAACCCUGUGAGUGAUCAUUGAAGUUGAUGCUGAGAAGCAAAUUUCUACACCCGAGGAUUCAAUCUGAAGAAGAGUACCUAAACCUCAUUGAGGAAUUUGACAGAACGGUGAUGAUAUGGUGCACAAAGGAUUUGUCAUCAAAGGAUAGAAAAUCGUUGCGUGUCAACAUCGAGUACGAUCAUGCGUCUCUGUUGCGCUGGUCACCAGACAGCAAGGCUUUCAUGAUACACAAGGCUAUCGCAAACACCGUAGAAGUAUACAAAGUCACGAGAAAGCCUGACGGUUUCCCAGCAUCAGUUACAAAGGCGAUUGAAUUUCCAAAGCAACAUAACGACGAUGUUGUUGGUAUGGACAUAGCAUGUAACGGGCGUUACAUUAUGACCUGCAGCAAUACGACGCAGCUACUCGUCUGGGACUUGAAAGGACAGCUGCUAUCAACGAUCGAUACUUAUCUGAUGACAACGCAUCGGGCUCGAAUAUCUCCGUGUGGUCGUUUUAUUGUUGCAUCAGGUUUUGCGCCGGACCUAAAAGUAUGGGAAGUGGAAUUCACGAAGGCAGGAGACUUCAAGCAAGUAUCGAGAGCCUUUGAACUCAGCGGUCACAACUCCGGUGUUUAUGAUUUUGGAUUCAGUGCAGACACCAGUCACAUUGCAAGCGUUUCUAAGGACGGAACAUUCAACCUUUACGAUACAAAAAUUGAAUACAAGAAAGGAGAGACUCCGCGUCUCCUGUUAACUGGAUCAUGGGCUGGAGGUUCUAAUGCUCGACUCGCACUGUCUCCAAACGCCGAAGUCAUUGUUAUCGCACAUGGCACAUCAUUGUCGUUCUUUUCUGCUUUGACCGGUGAAUUGGAUCUUACGAUCACGGACGUUUUCAACGGACCCGCAACUGGCCUCCUCUUCGACGCUCUUGGGGAGCAUGUUUUGGUAUCUGGAGAUAAGCAUAUAAAAAUAUUCCACAAUGUUACUGGCUACAAGACGGCGAUUGCAUCCGCCCGCGAGAAGCUCAAGCAAAAAAUUUCGUCAGCCACAAAAGAACGUCUGGAAAAAACUAUUGCCGACAGUCAGAAAUUUCUUGAAAACAUAGCGCAACGCUAAAUAAAUCUGGUAAUAAGUUCCUUGCCAUCAGAUAAGUUUCUGGGUAUUUGAUCGGCGAUUGACAUUGUUUUCUUAUAUGAAGCUCUUCAUUGCUUGAACACUACUUGCAUGAAAUUCGACAAAUAUUUUACUGCAGAAUUUUUUCACACUAUUAUCCCGAGGGUUUGUAAUUGAUCGUGGAGUAAAACGAAGAAAAUAGAGCGUUCUCAUCAAUCCUACAUUCCAUAUAAAGUCCAAGGGAACGUUAAUACAUAUUCAUUUACUUUUUGUACUCCCUUAUCUGCUUCUAUAUCAAAAAUCACUUAUCAGUCUCACAUCAAUAUUCAAGAAAGUGAUACGAAAUGUAUCCAAACCUAUAUUGUAUACUAGACAUUUUGUAUGUAAAAUAAGUGUUUUUCAUGUUGAUACAAUAAAAUAAUAAAAAUUAUCGCCAUUCUAUUAUUUGGCUGGAUUGCUCGGUACGGGAUUGAAUCGAACAAUUGC
This is a messenger RNA of Neodiprion fabricii, 1832 nucleotides long. RefSeq names its product transducin beta-like protein 2. Gene Ontology annotation, molecular function: protein binding. The transcript has 6 exons. Gene Ontology annotation, cellular component: endoplasmic reticulum. Bases 279 to 1349 code for a protein of 356 amino acids. Lineage: Eukaryota; Metazoa; Arthropoda; Insecta; Hymenoptera; Diprionidae. The record is from RefSeq and is a predicted model, not a curated record. Gene Ontology annotation, biological process: endoplasmic reticulum unfolded protein response.